Molecule: messenger RNA, 1635 nt
Organism: Oikopleura dioica
Lineage: Eukaryota; Metazoa; Chordata; Appendicularia; Copelata; Oikopleuridae
Source: the annotation of a GenBank genome assembly
AUGGCAAAUUUCUCGCUUGAAGCGCUUGAUGAGAGAAUCAAGAAGUUAGAAGAGCUGCAUGAAAUUCAAGAAAGUAAUGACAACAGUAUCAAUCAGUUUUUUCUUAUCGUCAUGGGUGUUUUGGUGAUGUUUAUGCAGUCUGGAUUCGCGUUUUUGGAAGCUGGAUCGGUUCGACAAAAGAAUGUGGUCAACAUUUUGAUUAAAAAUAUCCUUGAUUGCUUGAAGGGAGCGAUCAUCUGGUGGGCCUGUGGAUUUGCUUUUGCAUAUGGAGAUCUAGACAUCCCCAGCGCUGCGAACAAGUUUAUCGGACACAAGUAUUUCUUCACUCAAGGAUGGGAAGACUUUGAAAACUUCCACGCGAACUGGUUCUUCCAGUAUGUUUUUGCCGCCACUGCUGCGACGAUUGUUUCUGGCGCCGUUGCCGAGAGAACUCAGUUCGGCUCUUACGUCAUCUACUCCACCUUCAUCACCGGCUUCGUCUACCCCGUCGUCGCUCACUGGGCCUGGUCGGGCACAGGUUGGCUAACUUCCAGCCCCAUCCCUUCUUUCCGUCGAAAGGUUUUCGACUGCGAAUCAUUGAGCUACAAGUUCGACGAUGAUGACGUCAUCGCUUUUGCGGACUUCGCCGGCUCUGCGGUCGUUCAUUGCACUGGUGGAAUCGCUGCUCUAAUGGGCGCGUUUUUUCUUGGACCAAGAGUUGGAAAAUACGAGCGAGUCGGGGGAAAACGAGUUUCAAAGCAACUUGCGGGGCAUUCGGUUCCUUUGGCUGCUCUUGGAGGAUUCAUUCUUUUCGUCGGCUUCAUGGCUUUCAAUGGAGGAUCGGCGCUGGCGAUCGUCUCAAGUGGAGAAAUUGUCGACAAUGGGCAGGCAGUUGCGUCGGCAAUUAUGAACACGCUUGUUGGUGGCGCUUCUGGCGCGGUUUUUUGCUUAGGAUUGAGCAUUCUUGUUCCUGUCAUCAAAGGCGAGGAUCAUUACUGGUCUCUCCUGACAACAAUCAACGGCGGUCUUGGCGGUAUGGCCUCCCUCUGUGCUGGUUGUAAUGACAUGACAACUGGAGCCGCUUUCGGAAUCGGUGGAAUCGCUGGAAUGACCGUUUACUGGGUCGGCAAUGCUUUGGACCGAAUCGGAAUCGACGAUCCUAUCGAUGCUUUUGCUGUUCACUUUGGCGGGGGAGUUUGUGGAAUUCUCCUCGCGCCGCUUUUUGCUAAUUUUGGAAUUGCAAGACAACCGAGUUGUGGGGUCCAGAAAGAUGCUUUUGGAGAAGUUUGGGCUGCUUGCAAUGUUGCUGAGCCGGUCGACAUGGAGCUGUUUGAGUGCGAUUACUAUGCGUACAAACAAUUUGCAUGGAAUCUUAUUGGCUUGAUCGUGAUCACUCUUUGGUCGGGCUCCCUUGUUGGCGGCGUUUUUGCCGUUUUGAAAGCAACCAAGCUUUUGAGAGUUGAGGAAGAAAUCGAAAUCCGCGGCCUUGAUAUCAAGAAACACGGAGAGCCGGGUUACCCUCUCGCUGCACAGGGCCAUGGUUGGGAAGAAAGAAGCAGUUCUGAGGAAAAAACGAAAACUUAUCAGAAAAAUACUGUCAUCCCCGAACCAACUCAUGUUCAACUGGAGCCGGCUCGGUUUGGGCCAGAUAACUAG